Cebus imitator (Panamanian white-faced capuchin) is the source of this 838-nucleotide messenger RNA. Its product is annotated as neuroblastoma breakpoint family member 15-like. The record is from RefSeq and is a predicted model, not a curated record. Bases 137 to 487 code for a protein of 116 amino acids. The transcript has 6 exons. NCBI's taxonomy places the organism in Eukaryota, Metazoa, Chordata, Mammalia, Primates, Cebidae.
GAAUAUCAGAGACAGCAAAACUAGACUUCUUAUGAGCCAGGUGGCCUACUUGUAGAACUACCAGCUGAAGACAUACAAAGAUCGAAAAGAUCACGAUGAAGAACAGAAAUGAAGAGACAGCAAAAAUAAACUUCUUAUGAGUCAAGUGGCCUACUACCUGGACUGCCGGCUGAAGACGGAAGAAAGUCAAAAUGAUGAUGAGGAAGUGGAAGAACAAUGGCAAGCGCCCCCCAGGAAUCUGCAGGAGUCUGUGGAGGAGGAAGCACCCCAGGAGUCCUGGGAUGAAGGUUAUUCGGCUCUCUCAGUUCCUCCUGGCACAUCUGCCUUCAGUGAGCCUUACAGGAGCAACUUGCACUCAUUAGAGGAGAAGCAGGUCGACUUGGCUGGUGACAUAGACAAGAUUAAAAAUGACCAAGAAAGAGGAAGAAGACCAAGGCCCACCAUGCCCCAGGCUCAGCAUGGAGCUGGUGGAAGCAGAAGGGACUGAAGUCUUCCGGUACUCACUGGAUAUAUUGUAUUCAACGUAUACAGCUUAUCCUGAGUUUUACUACACAUGCCAGGAUUACACAUAUGCCAUUUUUUUACUUGUGGAAGAGCAUGUUCGCUUGACUUUGGACAUGGACUGUAGGUUUCUUACUAUGAUGGUGAUAGGACUCCACCUGGUCUCCCUGAUAGGGGUCAUAUUCCCACACUAAGACAACAUGUCACCUGGGACUCUGUCGGUGCAGAGUAUGAACAACACCAUGUUCUUGCUGAAAACACUUAGCCUGAGUUUCAUAGCCUGAGGUAAUCUCCAGACAACUUCACAAUGUAGAGCAGUGAGCAGCACGACUGACCA